AUGCCGGGGGGCCAGAUGGGCGCCGAGGGGCCAAUCUCCGACGCCGUCACGAAGGCCAUGGUCAGCCACUUCGCACGCGAGUUCACGAAGGGUGCCCUGUUCGCCCCUGCGUCCGUGCCCGCUGCGCCUGGGGCGGAUGCCCCGCUCGUACGCCGCGCAGAGCUUGGUGAACUACAUCGCGCGGCGCCCAGCCGCUGGCUGUUCUGGUUCGUGUGCGGCGUGGGCUUCGGGCUUGCGACGGCCGCUGCGCUGCGGAGCGCUUGGCAGGCUGCUCGGUGCCGCGGCAGGAUGGCGACGUGGGCGUUCAUGCCGUACAUCAGGGGCGGCCCACGGCAGGUCUGUCAUCAGAGGCUGGGGCUCGGGCAGGUGGCAUUAUCGGUAGCGAGCCUCUUCGUGAUCGGCACCCCCGACCUGCACGGGCACGCGGAGGUCUACAGUGCCGGGUCGGCCGUCGUCGCGGCCGUGAGGUGGGCAACGUCUCUCAGCGUGCUGCCGGACGGCCUCCCUCCCGGGGACGUCUACCGCUUCUGGGUGGGGCCGACGGUGGUGCAGCGGGCCGCCUUCUUCGCCGCGGCGGUGCCCGAGGGGGUUGUGGCUGUUGGUGCGGCCGACGGCCGUGGGGCUGACGACUGGGUCGCCGACGAGUGCUUCGACGGAUUCCGCGACGCGGACGACGUGGCGCACCAGGCCGGAGCAGGCGCCAUCGGGGACAAGGACAUCCACCGGCUGGCGGGCGGCUCUGGGCUCUUCGGGCAGUUCUUACGGCCGAGCGACGUACAGGAGUUCUUCACCCGCAUCGUGGCCGUCGACGCCCGCUUCGUGCCGGUGCGCCGCAACGGGCUGGGGCGACGGGGGCGAACGUGGGCGGACAUGUUUGCCGCUGCGACGAAGGAGGAUUUCGACAAGGACUGGUCGCUCAGUGGCGACCGAGCGGCCGAGUGGAGCCUGGAGCACAUCAACUCGGAGGGCAACGGUUUGGGAGUUCACCACGAUCGGAUUCGAUCGCUGUGUCGCCUGGUGCCCAACGCCUGGGAGACGGCCGAGCUCCUCCACCUCGCGGCGGCGGACGAGGCCGGCAUCCUCGGCGUCCAGCUCGACGGCACGAACCUCGUCAUCGUGAAGAUGCUGCUGAAGAGGAUGCAGACCAUUGAGGUCGCCCACCUGGAGUGGGCUAAGGAGGCCGCGUCAGAGCUCCUGAACGUGGUUCUUGUCGGCGUGGAGCGGGAGGCGCAGCUCAGCACGGCCCUGCGGAAGGGCUGCAAGGUCACUCCCGCAGAAGCUCUUCGGAAGUUUCGCGUGGCGAGCUGGUAUGAUGUGGAUUCUGCCGUGCUCGGUUCCUAUAACCUCGCUAGCGUCUCGCUCCCCUCUGGCUCGCCCGCGCUGGUACCGCUCGAGGAUCUGUGGGGCGUGGGCGGGUCGGACAUGAUUGGGGACUUCGUCCAAAGCCGAUUGCUACCGUCUAGUGAGGUAGAAACUCGUUUGAACAAUUCUCAGGUGGCGGUGCCAUAUAGUGAUCCGAAGCUGCGUCGGGUCGCGGCCUUUGAGGAGUUCACCCGUGCACUGCAGCAGCGUGGCAUGGUAGAUUUCAGCUUCUCGGCCAAGGAAAGGGUUGAAGCUUUUUUCGUGCACGAGAAAAAUGGGAAGCUCCGGCUGGUAGUGGACUGUCGUAGAAGCAACUGUCAUUUCCAGGACCCCGCCCCCGUUUCCCUCCUCGCCGGCGAAGGCCUGGCUGGGCUGGAGCUCGGCGAGGGAGAGGGGUUAUCGCUGUUCUGGUCGUGCUAUGCCUUCGUCAGAAAGAAUUGCACCCAGGAGGAGCGUCUGUGGGCUUCUGUACGUCGCGAGCUCUCACUCUGGGAUGGGCUUGCACCUCUCCUCUGGCGGGACCUACGGGCGGGCUGGAGCGACGAGGUGGUGGCCGUCGAUGCUAGUGAGUGGGGGCUGGGGGCGUGCGCCGCGCAGUGUGGGGGCUCUCUUGCCCGGAGCGUCGGCCGGACCUCGGAGCGUUGGCGCUGGGGUCGGGUCGGCGCGGCCAUGGGUCCUCGUCGCCACGCGCUGGACCACGCUCGAAAGGCCGAGGCGGCGGCGGCCCUGGCUGGGGAGGCCCGCGAGGCUGCCCCCUGGAUCGCCGCCGCCAACGACGUCCCAGGGCCCGAGUGCGCGCCCCCCCAGCCCCCGUCGGCUGGCUCAGGUGUCCUGGACAGCCCCGGAGACGUCUUCGGGUUCGGUCGGGUCAAGCGGGUCGUGGACUUCCCAGAGGUCCCGCGGGAGAUGAUCGAGCUGCGGUGGUCCGUCGUCGGUCGCUUCCCGUGGAGGCGCAAGGGGGAGAGUAUCGCCGUCUACGAGGCCAGGGCCACGUUGUACGGGUUUCGCCAUCUUCUUCGUUCGUCUCGGAACCUCGGGAAGCACGUGGUGGUCCUGGGGGACUCGCAGUCGACGGCCAGGGCGGUGACUCGGUUUCGGAGCGACAGCCGAAGCAUGAUGCGGGUCACCCAGGCGAUCGCGGCCCUCUCGCUCGCGACCGGUUCGGCCUUGCACUAUCGGUGGUUGCCCUCGGAGUGGAACGUCGCGGACUCUCCUUCCCGAGGCCUCUGGGCUCCAGCUGCUCCGAGCCCGCUCGAUUUCUCCAAACAUGCUCCCGCGGGCCAGACCCGCGCCGACCUCGACCGGCGCUCGGAUGGCGCCGCCGGCGGCGCCUGCGGCCUCGCUGGCCUCGCCGCUGGACAGACGGGGGGCCACCCGAGGGGCCAUGACGGCGAGCCUCUCUACGUCAGCACGGGGCCCCG
Prorocentrum cordatum is the source of this 2783-nucleotide messenger RNA. The record is from the annotation of a GenBank genome assembly. Lineage: Eukaryota; Dinophyceae; Prorocentrales; Prorocentraceae.